UUUUCAGCCCAGCAGUUGUCGGUAAUGUAACAUUGUGGAUUCCAAGCGCAAUCAAAAACCAACGAAGAAGAAGGAGAAUAAGGAAGUACGGUUUGCUGUUUCACCGGGCAUUUCAACUCAAUACAAACACCGGUGCAGUGGAAAGCCAUGAUGACAAACUCCUCCUUACUCAACUCCGAGCUGGAGUUACAGCAGGAAGAGGAGCUGUACCAACAGCUUCUGUUACAGACAAUGGGAAAAAUGCAGACUGAAAAUCCAGACUCCAAAGUUAUUCGGCCACUCCCUGGCAUAUGUGUGAAGACUCUGUCAGAGUCAGACAAAAAAAAGAUCUUUGUCAACAUCUGUCAGUCACAAUCAGUCCCACAGCCUCCAGAACUGUCCAGAGAGGAGCUUGUUGAGCUGCUUCAAUCAGAAGAUCCCAGUGGCUUCAGAGUUCCCAUGAGCCUCGGCGAGCCACACACAGAAAUAGACAACAACUCUCAGGGUUGCACAGCGUAUGAUGUGGUCAUCAACCAGGAGUUCUUCCAGAAGUGCCAGGAGGAUCCCCUCUUCCAGCAGUUUGUCAUUCUUGUGUCUGUAGAGGGUUUAGAGAACAAAUACAAUCUGGAACUAAGUAGAGACUGGAAGGUGCUGAAGAACAGAAAGUUUUUGGGUUCUGUCAGUGAGCAGAACAUCCGGAUGAAGAGCAGGCCGGUGAUUCAGGAGCUAGAGCCUCAGGACGGCUUCACUCCUACAGCCAGAAGGCCUGAGUUCACUUUGCUCGUGGAGCCCCCUGCUGGUGACCCUGAGUACCUCAUUGCAGAAAUAAAGCUACCUGGGGUGCCAUCUUCUCGCUGUCUGGUUCUGGACGUCGGCGAGGAUCGACUGGUGUUGACGGCUCGACCGUCGCUCUUUCAUCUCGACAUCUUCCAUCCGUUUCUCGUCCACCAGGAGAAGAGUGUGGCACAGUACAACAAAAGCACCCAGAUCCUCACAGUCACCAUGCCUGUGGUGUCUUCAUGAAACUACAGCAGUAAUGUCCAGUUGUUUAAGUGUUGUUCAAACGUGAUGCUUCAUCAAUAAAAUUAUUUUUUGUAUACAUUC
Molecule: messenger RNA, 1083 nt
Organism: Labrus bergylta (ballan wrasse)
Lineage: Eukaryota; Metazoa; Chordata; Actinopteri; Labriformes; Labridae
Gene: pih1d1
Product: PIH1 domain containing 1
Biological process (GO): box C/D snoRNP assembly; rRNA processing
Cellular component (GO): cytoplasm; R2TP complex; ribonucleoprotein complex
Source: RefSeq, a predicted model, not a curated record